Molecule: messenger RNA, 3498 nt
Organism: Poeciliopsis prolifica (blackstripe livebearer)
Lineage: Eukaryota; Metazoa; Chordata; Actinopteri; Cyprinodontiformes; Poeciliidae
Gene: gabrp
Product: gamma-aminobutyric acid type A receptor subunit pi
Exons: 10
Coding region: 292-1644 (450 amino acids)
Biological process (GO): regulation of membrane potential; nervous system process; chemical synaptic transmission
Cellular component (GO): GABA-A receptor complex; synapse; membrane
Molecular function (GO): GABA-A receptor activity; neurotransmitter receptor activity; extracellular ligand-gated monoatomic ion channel activity
Source: RefSeq, a predicted model, not a curated record
GUCUGUGCAGAGAAGGUGGCGGUGGGAGUCGCACAAACAGUAAAACAACCAGCCGCGGCUUGUGUAUCGGGGCGUAGGAUGCAGCUGUGGUCUGCCGAGGAAACGCGGGGAUUUACUCAGAACUAACCGAGAGGAGAGAACGACUUAACACCUGGGGCACAAAGAGGGGCGGGAGACUCCGGAGGAAACAAAGGAUAAGGCUGCAGAGGAGACAGAGUGAAAGAAGAAAAGCCACAAGAUAGGUGGGCAAACGUCAGAGCAGCGCCGUCGACCUCUGUCUGUUGAUCCGCAAUGACUGUCCAGCUGAAUGAGCUUCUCCUCAUCUGCCUCACCGUCACACAGGGCGGUUGCAUGUUCUCUAACAACCACUGGGGUGAAUGGAACGGCUCUCAGCUUCAGCCCACCAUCCAGAAGCUCAUGAAGGGAUACAAUCGCUACCUAAGGCCUAAUUUCAACGAAGGUCCUGUGGAGAUUGGGAUGAGCCUGGACAUCGCCAGCAUUGACGCCAUCUCCGAAAUAAACAUGGACUACACAGCGACCAUCUUUCUCCGUCAGCGGUGGCGCGACUCCAGGCUGGUGUUUCCCGGGAACGAGAGCGUGAGCGUGGAUGGACGCCUGGUGUCGCUGCUUUGGAUCCCGGACACCUUCAUCCCGGACUCGAAGCGCUCCUUCCUUCACGACGUGACGGUGGAGAACCGCCUCAUCCGCAUCUUCAGCAACGGCACCGUGCUUUACGCACUCCGCAUCACGGCUACAAUCGCCUGCAACAUGGACCUGACCAAAUACCCCAUGGACAAACAGGUGUGCACCCUGCAGCUGGAGAGCUGGGGCUACAACAUACAGGACGUGGUGUUCUACUGGACGAGAGGGAACGAUUCUGUGAAGGGUUUGGACACCUUGCGGCUGGCUCAGUACAGCGUGGAGAGCUACUACACGUCGGUGACGGAGGCCGUGUACGAAACAGGUCAUUACCCCAAGCUGGUGCUGCAUUUUUCCCUGCGCAGAAAUGUCUUGUUCUUUAUCUUGGAGACAUAUGUCCCCUCCAUUCUGCUGGUGGUUCUCUCCUGGGUCUCUUUCUGGAUCAGCCAAUCCUCUGUGCCAGCCCGAACGUGCAUCGGAGUGACCACCGUCCUGACCAUGACCACUCUCAUGAUGGGGGCCCGCACAUCCCUGCCAAAUGCUAACUGUUUCAUAAAGGCCAUCGAUGUUUACUUGGGCAUCUGCUUCACCUUCAUCUUCGGUGCCCUGCUGGAAUAUGCCUGUGCUCAUUUUUACACGAUGCAGCAUCAAACCAUCGAGGAUCUACACCGGGAGCUUUUGAGGGAGUUUGCCGAGUCCAAUGGAAACGGCCUGGUGCCAAUCGCCAACUCCAGCCAACCGAACCAGUCCGUGGAGGUGGGCACCACCGCAGAGGAGCCGGCCGAGGAGCCGGCGAAGAGCGGCAGCAAGAACCACGCGGCUUCCACGGAAAAAGCGCAGAGCCAGGGCUGCGGCUUGUCGUCCGUGAAGGACGCCUCGCGCAGAGCGGCCGCCGUCUUCAUCGUGGAAAAUCCGCACAACAUCGAUCGCCACUCGCGUACCGCUUUCCCCGCAGCAUUCCUCUUUGUCAAUAUCCUGUAUUGGCUCUAUUAUCUCUUUCUCUGAGUGCUGAUUGGCAGCAGGCAGCAGGAGAGCUCGCGCCGCUGCCCUGAAGCCCUCCUACCUCCUCAUUAGCCAGCGGCUGGACCUGGACAUGUCUCAUGAAACCUUUCUUUUGUAGCACCCAGAUAAAACUUGUUGUAGGGGCUGCGAAUAAUAAGAAGCAGUUAGUCAGGACUGUGCUGUCUACUAAAAAGGGUGGUGUUGAUUGCGAGUCAAUGAACAGCUCUGCACAUUUUUAAGCAUGAGGGUGUGAUGAUUAAAAACCAGAGCUUUCAAAAGUAUUCAUACCGACUUAACCUUUCCAAGUCUUAGGCUACAACCACUACAACCAUUUUGUGUGACAUACCAGUCAAAACCCUGAUUGAUAACCAAUAUUUCAUCAAAUGCUUUGCAUCUGUGUGUAUUCAGCCCCUCUUGAUCAAUACUUUGAAGGACCACAAAUUAUCACUGCAAUUAUUACUGCAACCAUUUAUCUCUCUUUUGGGUUUGCACAUCGAGAGACUGAUUCUUUUUGCCCCGCUUUUAUUGGCAAACCAACAUAAGUUUUAAAAGAGUGACGUGGAACAUAAUUUUUCAGGUCUCUCACGAGACUCGGAGUUGGAUUUAUAAAGGCCGAACCGUUUCAUGACAGUUUUGGCUGUCUGUUUGGAAUCCUGCUGUCCCUGUCGUUACUGUUUCACAACCUCGAACAGCUUUUUUUUUUUUUCUUUUUUUUUAUCUCUCAGGCUUCCCCCUUCUGGUUUGGAUUCCUUCCACCCACUGAAGAAACGCAAACUCACAGCAAGACGCUCCCAUCUUUGCUGAGUCUCCUGGAUCGGCUGUGGCAAGAUGCGUGUUAUGUUAGCGAUGGCUUUCCUCUUGCUCGUCGAACUUGACGACACACGCAGGCUUGCUCAGCGAGCGGACUUGAACUAUGCUGCUGCCUCAUACGUGAUCCAUCUCACACUCUGCAUUUUAUGUGCUACUUCCAGCUUCUGGUUGGUUCUUUUUUGCCCAGAGCACAGAGUCUCAGCCCUGUGAGACUCUGUGCUCACCUCCUGACGUACAGCAGACAUGACCAGGUGGUGCAGAGACGCAUCACUCCAUGACAUGCUAAGCAGCAUGGUGGUUGUUCUGUUCUCUCAACUAUGUCUUUGCCACACUUCCUUCAGUAGCCGGUCGCCCCAUCAUCAGAUUCUUCCACCACUGCGGUUUCUCUAAAGUUACUUCCGGUUUCUCGGCUGCUUCUCUGGUUAACUCAAGCCAGUUUCCUGUCAGUUUCGGUGGACAGCCAUGUUAGGACUGAAGUUGUGCCAUACCUUUUCCAUUUUCAGAUGAAAUUUUAAACAGAGCUUUGUGAGAUCUUCAAAGCUUGAAACAGUGCUUUGUAAUUUGACCUUAAAUCCUCCACUUUAUGAUACUUGUUUUUAUUUUCCCCCCCACCACUGGUCGUUAGCAAACCUGGUGAUUUCUCUUUGAACGCAGGUUUUUGCAUUGGGAUUCAUUAUCAGGUAUCAGAUGCAAAUACCUACUCUCAAUUUUCAGAUCUGAAUUUGUAAAAAAUAAAAACGUGGAAAACCAGCUUCAUUUCUCCACUUCACCAAAAGUGCAUUGCUUUGUGUUGGCCUGUCGCACUCAAUCCGAAAUCAGUACAUUGAUGAAAUACUUUUGUAAAUGGAACGUGACAAUAUGUGGGAAGGAUCGAGCGGUGUGAAUACUUUUGAAAAAAGGACUGCCGAAUCACCAGCUCCAUCUGCUGCGCGACAUUGAAAUGGGAUUAUUAAGUCAUGUAGAUGUGCUUUGUUUUUUCCUGCUUUGGCUGUUUCAGGCUAUAUAACUGGCCAUGUGCAAUUAAACUGAAAACGACAGUAACUAUGA